AUGGUGGCCUUGAAAGACAUUCUUCCGCCAGCGAAAUCUUCCGUAACUACCAAUUAUGACCACUCAAACGACCCCUGGUUCAAAACUCGGUUCAGUCUGUCUGAACCCGAGGAAUCUGAAGCUCCCAAGGCCAAGCAAGUGCCUCCUUACCUGAAACGGGCUGGAUUUAAGCCCUCAAAGCCUGAGGAUUUUGGAGAUGGAGGUGCAUUCCCCGAAAUCCACUACGCUCAGUAUCCUCUUGGUAUGGGCCGAAGCACAAACCAGAAGCUUGGUGGGAAGACCUUGCCCCUCACCGUGGAUGAGCACGGUAAUUUGAGAUACGACUCAAUUGUGAGGCAGAAUGAGAACUCGAAGAAGAUUGUUUACUCUGAGCACUCGGACCUUGUCCCGAUCUUCGUGAAGGAUAAGGAGAAAGAGGACGAGAUGGACGUGGAUGAGAAGCAGAAAGAAAUUGAGGAUACCACUCAAGAAACCAAAGCAGCCCUCGAGAAAAUCGUGAAUGUCCGAUUAAGUGCCGCUCAGCCGAAAAAUGUCCCCACACAAUCCUCGGACUCCAAGUUUAUCAAGUACAAGCCCUCCCAGCAGUCGGCUGCCUUUAAUUCAGGUGCUAAGGAGAGAAUCAUCCGCAUGGUGGAGAUGCCCGUGGACCCUCUCGAGCCUCCCAAGUUCAAACACAAGAGGGUCCCUAAGGCCUCAGGCUCUCCACCUGUCCCGGUCAUGCACUCUCCUCCCCGGCCCGUAACAGUGAAGGAUCAGCAGGACUGGAAGAUCCCUCCAUGCAUCUCCAACUGGAAGAAUCCCAAAGGAUACACAAUACCCCUCGACAAGCGUCUGGCGGCUGACGGCCGGGGACUCCAGGAUGUUCAGAUCAAUGACAAUUUCGCGAAAUUGUCCGAGGCUCUAUAUGUUGCUGAACAAAAGGCUCGGGAGGCCGUUGCUGUACGGUCCAAGGUUCAGAAGGAGAUGAUGAUGAAAGAAAAGGAGAAGAAAGAGAUGGAGCUUCGGGAGUUGGCCCGUAAGGCACGAUCUGAAAGGACAGGUGUUGCAGCCGUGGCUAUGCCGUCAGAGAGGACUAAUAAUGACGAUGAUAUGAGCGUCGACUAUGAACGUGCGAAGGUCUUACCGAAAGAGACGAGGGAAGAGAGAGAGGAGAGGCUGCAGAGAGAGAAAAUCCGCGAGGAGCGGAGGAAAGAGAGGGAGAGGGAGAGGAGGCUGGAGGCCAAAGAUGCUGCCAUGGGCAAGAAGAGCAAGAUCACUCGGGACAGGGACCGAGACAUUAGUGAGAAAGUUGCACUUGGGAUGGCCUCGACUGGGGGUAGAGGUGGAGAGGUCAUGUAUGACCAGAGGCUCUUUAACCAAGAGAAAGGGAUGGAUUCCGGUUUUGCCACUGAUGAUUCGUACAAUAUAUACGAUAAGGGCUUGUUCAAUUCUCAGGCUACUCUGAAUACUCUGUACCGGCCUAAGAAGGACGCUGACGGUGAGAUGUACGGUGGGGCGGACGAGCAGUAUGAGAAGCUGAUGAAGACCGAGCGAUUUAAGGCUGACAAGGGAUUUGCUGGCACGUCGAAGGCGGGCCCCAGGGACGGGCCGGUCGAGUUCGAGCGGGAUGCGCCUGAGGAAGACCCGUUCGGUUUGGACCAGUUCUUGACAGAGGUUAAAACUGGUAAGAAAGCUAUGGAGAAAGUGGGGAGUGGGGGUACUCUGAAGGCCGGGGCAGGGUCCAUGAGGGAUGACUAUGGCGGGUCGGGCAGGUCUCGGAUCGGGUUUGAAAAGGGCGGGCGUUGA
Messenger RNA from Striga hermonthica, 1785 nucleotides. The record is from the annotation of a GenBank genome assembly. Lineage: Eukaryota; Viridiplantae; Streptophyta; Magnoliopsida; Lamiales; Orobanchaceae.